Penicillium canariense is the source of this 4437-nucleotide messenger RNA. RefSeq names its product putative ABC transporter. NCBI's taxonomy places the organism in Eukaryota, Fungi, Ascomycota, Eurotiomycetes, Eurotiales, Aspergillaceae. Gene Ontology annotation, molecular function: ATP binding; ATP hydrolysis activity; ABC-type transporter activity. The record is from RefSeq and is a predicted model, not a curated record. Gene Ontology annotation, biological process: transmembrane transport. The transcript is spliced from 4 exons. Gene Ontology annotation, cellular component: membrane. The coding region runs from base 1 to 4437 and encodes 1478 amino acids.
AUGGAUGUCAAGUCGCCAGCUGGCGAUCGAGCUAGCAUCAACUCGGACAUCGAUUCUCUUCACUCAAGCAACUAUGACCACCGGCGUGAAGAAUAUCACAUUACAAACCCACAAGGCAUGACAAUGAGUCAUACCGGCGUCGACGUCGAAAAGGCCGAGUACGAAUUCUCGGAGUUGAAUAGACAAUUUUCCAGCAUUUCGCAUCAAGCUCGCCGACUAUCCAAGCAGGCAUCCCAGACCUCCAAACCCACGGCCAUCACCGACGAUGUGGAAAAGGCUGGAAGCUCUGCCGACUCGGAUGAACCAUGGGACCUGGAGACAACCCUGAGGGGCAACCGAGCCGCGGAAGAAGAAGCGGGUAUCAGAGACAAGCAUAUCGGUGUCCUAUGGAACAACCUCUCCGUCCGAGGUAUCGGCGGGGUGAAGACCUUCAUCAAGACCUUCCCCGAUGCCAUUAUCGACUUUUUUAACCUUCCGGAAACUCUAAUGCACAUGCUAGGAUAUGGCAACAAAGGCAAGGAGUACCACAUCCUGGAGGGGUUCCGGGGUAUCACGAAACCUGGAGAGAUGGUCUUGGUGCUGGGAAGACCAGGCUCCGGAUGUACGACAUUCCUCAAAGUGAUUGCCAACCAGCGUUUUGGAUAUACCGGUGUCGACGGGGAGGUCUUAUAUGGACCUUUUGAAUCCGACACAUUUUCAAAGAGAUUCCGCGGCGAGGCUGUGUACAAUCUAGAAGACGAUAUUCACCAGCCCACCUUGACCGUUAAGCAGACCCUUGGCUUUGCACUCGACACGAAGACCCCAGGCAAGCGACCACUCGGCGUGUCCAAGCCCGAGUUUAAGGAGAAGGUCACCAACAUGCUGCUGCGGAUGUUCAACAUUGAGCAUACCGCCAGCACUGUGAUUGGAAACCAGUUCAUUCGCGGUGUCAGCGGCGGCGAGAGACGGCGUGUCAGUAUCGCGGAGAUGAUGAUUACCUCUGCGACCGUUUUGGCUUGGGACAACAGCACUCGCGGUCUUGAUGCGUCGACUGCGCUGGAUUUUGCCAAGUCUCUCCGUAUCCUAACCAACCUCUACAAGACGACGACGUUCGUGUCGCUUUAUCAGGCAUCUGAAAAUAUCUACAGGCAGUUCGACAAGGUCCUUGUCAUUGACAGCGGCAAACAAGUUUUCUUUGGUCCCACUGGCGAAGCGCGAAAAUACUUCGAGAAUCUUGGGUUUAAAGCGAAGCCUCGCCAAACUACACCAGACUAUCUGACCGGAUGCACCGAUCCAUUUGAAAGGGAAUUCCAGUAUAAUAGAAGUGCUGAAGAUGUUCCAUCCACCCCACAGACGCUCAGGGAAGCCUUUGAUAAGUCCAAGUACAGUAACCAGCUCGAUGAGGAAAUGCAGGCCUACCGCACGCAAAUUGAACAGGACAAGCAGACAUAUGAUGACUUUGAAAUCGCCAACCAAGAGGCAAAACGCAAGUUUACCUCCAAGUCGUCCGUCUACUCGAUUCCGUUCUAUCUGCAAAUCUGGGCUCUGAUGCAAAGACAAUUCUUGAUUAAGUGGCAAGACAAGUUCGCACUCACGGUGUCCUGGAUUACCUCUACCGGAAUCGCAAUCAUCCUCGGUACCGUUUGGCUCAGCCAACCUAAAACCAGUGCCGGUGCUUUUACUCGCGGUGGUCUUCUGUUUAUCAGUUUACUGUUCAAUGGCUUCCAAGCAUUCUCUGAGCUCGCGGGUACUAUGAUGGGUCGAUCGAUUGUCAACAAACACCGAUCUUUCACGUUUUACAGACCAAGUGCACUCUUCAUCGCUCAAAUUAUCGUGGACACAACCUUCGCAAUAGCACGAAUCUUGAUAUUUGCCAUUAUCGUCUACUUCAUGUGUGGUCUCGUUCUCGAUGCAGGUGCAUUUUUCACGUUUGUCUUAAUCAUUCUGACCGGCUAUGUUUGCAUGACCGUGGUCUUCAGAACGAUCGGGUGCAUCUGCCCUGACUUUGACUACGCGAUGAAGUUUGCUGCCGUCAUCAUCACACUGUUUGUAUUGACCUCCGGUUACCUUAUUCAAUGGUCCGGCGCACAGGUCUGGCUGAGAUGGAUCUACUAUGUCAAUCCAUUUGGCCUUGGGUUUUCAUCGCUGAUGGUCAAUGAGUUCAGCCGCCUGACCAUGACAUGUACCAAAGACUCAUUGGUACCGAGUGGUCCUGGCUACGACGACAUCGCCUAUCAAGCAUGCACUCUUGCAGGUGGCCAACCCGGAUCGGCAAUUAUUCCGGGCUCCAGUUAUAUAUCGGCUACCUUCAGCUACUUCCACGGCGACCUUUGGCGCAAUUUUGGUAUCAUGAUGGCCCUGAUCGUGGCAUUCCUGGCCUCGAAUCUCUACCUUGGGGAGACGGUUCAAUUCGGCGCCGGUGGGAAGACGAUCACCUUUUUCCAAAAAGAAAACAGUGAGCGCAAGGAACUCAAUAAGGCUUUGGAAACAAAGAAGGCCAAUCGGCAGUUGAAGGCAGUGAAUACCGAGGCCAGCCUGAAAACUAGCUCGACCUCGGUUUUUACCUGGGAGGACGUGUGCUAUGAAGUCCCAGUACCCUCGGGAACACGACAGCUACUGAAUUCAGUGUAUGGCUACGUUGCACCCGGAAAACUCACAGCGUUGAUGGGCGCCUCUGGCGCUGGUAAAACCACUCUGCUGGAUGUCCUCGCCGCAAGAAAAAACAUUGGCGUGGUUUCGGGCGAUAUUCUGGUUGACGGGCAGGCCCCUGGCACGGCCUUCCAGCGAGGCACCUCCUAUGCCGAGCAGUUGGACACUCAUGAGGCAAUGGCGACCGUCAGAGAGGCCUUGCGCUUUUCUGCCGAUCUGCGGCAAUCCUUUGAGACACCACAGUCGGAGAAGUAUGAAUACGUCGAAGAGAUCAUCAGUUUGCUCGAGCUAGAAAACUUGGCCGAUGCCAUUAUUGGAACCCCUGAAACUGGUCUUUCGGUUGAGGAAAGAAAGCGGGUUACUAUUGGCGUUGAAUUGGCAGCUAAGCCUGAACUUCUGCUGUUCCUGGAUGAGCCUACAUCCGGGCUGGAUAGUCAAUCUGCGUUCAACAUUGUCCGAUUUUUGAAGAAACUUGCAGCCGCUGGUCAAGCAAUUCUUUGCACAAUCCACCAGCCCAACUCUGCUCUAUUUGAAAACUUCGAUCGACUUUUGCUUCUCCAGAGAGGUGGCGAGUGCGUCUACUUCGGAGACAUUGGCCCUGACUCUCACGUCCUGCUGGAAUAUUUCCGUCGCAACGGUGCAGAUUGCCCCUCUGACGCAAACCCUGCUGAAUGGAUGCUCGAUGCUAUUGGCGCAGGUCAAACACGACGCAUCGGUGACCGUGAUUGGGGUGAGGUGUGGCGCACUUCACCAGAACUCGAGGCCCUCAAAAAAGACAUUGUUCAAAUCAAGGCAGACAGAGCCCAGACCGUCCUCCAAACUAGGGAUCAGGGUCACAUUUCUACUGAGAAGGAGUAUGCUUCUCCUCUUUGGCAUCAGGUCAAGGUAGUUGGUCGACGGACUCAUCUGUCCUUCUGGCGGUCACGUAACUACGGCUUCACUCGACUUUUCACUCACGUUGUUAUCGCGAUUGUCACUGGUCUGGCCUUUCUGCAACUCGAUGACUCUCGGACGUCACUUCAGUAUCGAAUCUUCGUCAUUUUCAACGUCACCGUGCUUCCUGCGAUCAUUCUCCAGCAGGUGCAGCCGAAAUACGACCUGUCCAGACUUAUCUUCUAUCGAGAGUCAGCGUCGAAGACUUACACCCAGUUCGCUUUCGCAUUUUCCAUGGUCCUUGCCGAGCUCCCAUAUAGCAUCCUGUGCGCUGUCUGCUUUUUCGUGCCACUAUACUACAUCCCGGGUUUCCAGUCAGCCAGUAGCCGCGCUGGGUAUCAGUUCCUUAUGGUCCUCAUCACCGAGGUCUUUGCCGUUACAUUGGGCCAGAUGAUCUCAGCACUCACGCCAAACAGCUUCAUUGCGUCGCAGCUCAAUCCGCCGAUCGUGAUUAUCUUCUCGCUCUUCUGCGGCGUGGCCAUUCCCAAGCCACAGAUGCCCAGAUUUUGGCGUGCUUGGCUCUAUCAGCUCGAUCCAUUCACUCGCCUGAUUGGUGGCAUGGUUGUCACGGAGCUCCACGGUCGCCCUGUUACAUGCACGGCUAUGGAGCUCAAUAGCUUCCAGGCCCCAGCUAACGAAACAUGCGGCGAGUACAUGCAGCCAUUCUUUGAGCGUGGAGGCAAUGGAUACCUCCUGGAGAAUGCGACACAGACCUGUAAGUACUGUGCGUACAAGAUUGGAGAUCAGUUCUAUUCGGCAUUCAGUAUGGACUUCGACAACCGAUGGCGCGACCUGGGCAUUUUCAUUGCGUAUGUUGGGUCCAACCUGAUUAUUCUAUUCUUGGCGUCUCGGUUCUUGAACUUCAACCGAAGAUAG